GCUUCUCACUGUAGUGGUUAUCGAUAGGAGUCUUAUCGAAUUAAAAUUUGUUGCGUAGCGAAUGUCAGUUUCGGCAAAAGAAGAUAGUAAACAAAAUGGCGCGUAAUGCAGAGAAAGCUAUGACAACUUUGGCACGUUGGCGAGCCGCCAAAGAAGUGGAGUCCGGGGAAAAGGAACGCCGGCCUUACUUGGCCUCAGAAUGUCACGACUUACCUCGAUGCGAAAAGUUCCGCUUGGAAAUUAUACGGGAAAUAUCGAAAAAGGUGGCCCAGAUUCAAAAUGCUGGCUUGGGUGAAUUCCGAAUCCGCGAUCUCAACGAUGAAAUUAACAAGUUGCUGCGUGAAAAGCGCCACUGGGAAAAUCAGAUAUCUUCGCUAGGAGGUCCCCACUACAGACGUUAUGGCCCUAAGAUGUUUGAUGCGGAGGGUCGUGAAGUGCCUGGCAAUCGAGGUUAUAAAUACUUUGGGGCAGCAAAAGAUUUACCAGGCGUUCGAGAGCUAUUUGAACAGGAUCCUCCUCCGCCACCCAGGAAGUCCCGCGCCGAACUCAUGAAGGACAUAGACGCAGAGUACUAUGGCUACCGUGAUGACGAAGAUGGAGUUCUGAUUCCGUUGGAGGAACGCAUCGAACGGGCUGCCAUCCAAAAGGCUGUGCAAGAAUGGCGCGAAAAAAUGGCCAGAGAUGGUCGCAUAAUCGAUGACGACGAGGAAGAGGACGAAAUAUAUCCUCUAUCGGGACCCGCACGAGAGGCCAUUGAGGACGCCAAGGCUCGAGCUGCUGUGGAGGAUCCGCAUGGCCUGCUGGCGCCCAAGUUCACUGCCCAUGUGCCCGUGCCCACGCAACAGGAUGUGCAGGAAGCACUUCUGCGCAAGAGGAAACAGGAACUCCUGGAGAAAUACGGCGGUGGCGCCAACUGAACUCAAUAAACAUUCAAAACUUUUAGAUCGAA
This is a messenger RNA of Drosophila ficusphila, 949 nucleotides long. RefSeq names its product pre-mRNA-splicing factor ISY1 homolog. The coding region runs from base 96 to 917 and encodes 273 amino acids. The transcript is spliced from 4 exons. Gene Ontology annotation, cellular component: Prp19 complex; post-mRNA release spliceosomal complex; post-spliceosomal complex. The record is from RefSeq and is a predicted model, not a curated record. NCBI's taxonomy places the organism in Eukaryota, Metazoa, Arthropoda, Insecta, Diptera, Drosophilidae. Gene Ontology annotation, biological process: mRNA 3'-splice site recognition; generation of catalytic spliceosome for second transesterification step.